This is a messenger RNA of Pestalotiopsis fici W106-1, 300 nucleotides long. RefSeq lists its product as uncharacterized. Gene Ontology annotation, molecular function: structural constituent of ribosome. The transcript has 2 exons. The record is from RefSeq and is a predicted model, not a curated record. The coding region runs from base 1 to 300 and encodes 99 amino acids. Gene Ontology annotation, cellular component: mitochondrial large ribosomal subunit. Lineage: Eukaryota; Fungi; Ascomycota; Sordariomycetes; Amphisphaeriales; Sporocadaceae.
AUGAUUACCAGGUUCAUCACCGAGGUGAACACAAAGUUCAACCCGUUCUCGGCAGCCUCGAGGUCGACCCGGCUGUUCCUGGCCAACCUGCCCCCAAACUGCCGUGCCAAUGGUGGUAUGAAGUUGACGACGAGCCUCCUGCCUCGUGCAUCGACCGAGUCGCCACUCCUGCAUAUCAAGUUUAAGGAUGGCAAGGAGAUGAAGCUGGACGGCGAGAAGCUGGGCAUCAAGGGGAUUGUUGAGGAGGUCGACCGACACUCGAGAAUGCUCCAGAAGCAGGCAGAUCUGACUGAGGGUUAA